AUGGUGACCAGGGAGCAGGUCGCCCUGGGAUUUACCGUGCUCUUAGCGUCCUACACGAGCCACGGGGCGGACACCAAUGUGGCAGCUGGGAACGCGAAGGAAACCCGAGCCAGCCGGGCCAAGAGAAGAGGCGGCGGCGGACACGACGCGCUGAAAGGACCCAAUGUCUGUGGAUCACGUUAUAACGCUUACUGUUGCCCUGGAUGGAAAACCUUACCUGCUGGAAAUCAGUGUAUCGUUCCCAUCUGCCGGCAUUCUUGUGGGGAUGGAUUUUGUUCUAGGCCGAAUAUGUGCACUUGCCCAUCUGGUCAGAUAGCUCCUUCCUGUGGCUCCAGAUCCAUCCAACACUGUAAUAUUCGCUGUAUGAAUGGAGGUAGCUGCAGCGAUGAUCACUGUAUAUGCCAGAAAGGAUACAUAGGGACUCACUGUGGACAACCUGUCUGUGAAAGUGGCUGUCUCAACGGAGGCAGGUGUGUGGCCCCAAACCGAUGUGCGUGCACUUACGGCUUUACUGGACCCCAGUGUGAAAGAGAUUACAGGACGGGCCCGUGCUUCACUGUGGUCAGCAACCAGAUGUGCCAGGGACAGCUCAGCGGGAUUGUCUGCACAAAAACCCUCUGCUGCGCCACCGUGGGCCGAGCCUGGGGCCACCCCUGCGAGAUGUGCCCUGCCCAGCCCCACCCCUGCCGCCGUGGCUUCAUUCCCAAUAUCCGCACAGGAGCUUGUCAAGAUGUGGAUGAAUGCCAGGCCAUCCCUGGGCUCUGUCAAGGAGGAAAUUGCAUCAAUACUGUUGGAUCUUUUGAGUGCAAAUGCCCUGCUGGACACAAAUUUAAUGAAGUGUCACAAAAAUGUGAAGAUAUUGAUGAGUGCAGCACCAUUCCUGGAAUCUGUGACGGGGGCGAAUGUACAAACACAGUCAGCAGCUACUUUUGCAAAUGUCCCCCCGGUUUCUACACCUCUCCCGAUGGCACCAGGUGCAUAGACGUUCGCCCAGGAUACUGUUACACGGCUCUGGCAAACGGGCGCUGUUCUAACCAGCUGCCACAGUCCAUAACCAAAAUGCAGUGCUGCUGUGAUAUCGGCCGAUGCUGGUCUCCGGGGAUCGCCCUCGCCCCUGAAAUGUGUCCCAUCAGAGCAACUGAGGAUUACAACAAGCUGUGCUCUGUCCCUAUGGUGAUUCCCGAGAGACCAGGAUAUCCUCCCCCACCCAUUGGCCCCAUUCCUCCAGUUCACCCUGUUCCUCCUGGCUUUCCUCCGGGACCUGGCGUUCUAGGCCCUCGACCACCAGUGGACUAUCCGUAUCCAUCUCGGGAACCACCAAGGGUGCUGCCAGUCAACGUCACUGAUUACUGCCAGUUGUUUCGUCACCUCUGUCAAAACGGACACUGCAUUCCAACUCCUGGGAGCUACCGGUGUGAGUGCAACAAAGGAUUCCAGCUGGACAUUCGUGGGGAAUGCAUCGAUGUGGAUGAAUGUGAGAAAAACCCGUGUGCCGGGGGAGAGUGCAUUAAUAACCCGGGCUCCUACACCUGCCAUUGCCGCACCGGCUACCAGAGCACGCUCACCCGGACGGAGUGCCGAGACAUUGAUGAAUGUUUACAGAACGGCCGGAUAUGCAAUAAUGGACGUUGCAUCAACACAGACGGCAGUUUCCAUUGUGUGUGUAAUGCGGGCUUUCAGGUUACACGAGAUGGGAAGAACUGUGAAGAUAUGGAUGAAUGCAGCAUACGGAACAUUUGCCUUAAUGGAAUGUGUAUCAAUGAAGAUGGCAGUUUUAAAUGUAUUUGCAAACCUGGAUUUCAGCUGGCAUCAGAUGGGCGUUACUGUAAAGAUAUUAACGAGUGUGAAACACCGGGGAUCUGCAUGAACGGGCGUUGUGUCAACACUGAUGGCUCCUACAAAUGUGAAUGCUUUCCAGGACUGGCCGUGGGGCUGGAUGGGCGAGUGUGUGUUGACACACACAUGCGGAGCACAUGCUACGGUGGAUACAAGAGAGGCCAGUGUGUCAAGCCCUUGUUUGGUGCUGUUACUAAAUCGGAAUGCUGCUGUGCCAACAUUGAGUAUGCAUUUGGGGAACCUUGCCAGCCGUGUCCUGCACAGAACUCAGCGGAGUAUCAGGCACUCUGCAGCAGUGGGCCAGGAAUGACCUCAGCAGGCAGCGAUAUAAACGAAUGUGCAUUAGAUCCUGACAUUUGUCCGAAUGGAAUUUGUGAAAACCUCCGUGGGACCUACAAAUGUAUCUGCAAUUCAGGAUACGAAGUGGAUUCAACUGGGAAAAACUGUGUUGAUAUUAAUGAGUGUGUAUUGAACAGUCUACUUUGUGACAAUGGACAAUGUCGGAACACUCCUGGAAGUUUUGUCUGUACCUGCCCCAAGGGAUUUAUAUACAAACCUGAUCUAAAAACCUGUGAAGAUAUCAAUGAAUGUGAAUCCAAUCCUUGCAUUAAUGGAGUCUGCAAAAACAGCCAAGGCUCUUUCAUCUGUGAAUGUUCUCCUGAAAGUACUUUGGAUCCAACAAAAACCAUCUGCAUAGAAACCAUCAAGGGCACUUGCUGGCAGACUGUCAUCGAUGGGCGGUGUGAGAUCAACAUCAAUGGAGCCACCUUAAAGUCUGAGUGCUGUUCCUCCCUUGGUGCUGCCUGGGGGAGCCCCUGUACCAUAUGCCAAGUCGAUCCCGUAUGUGGUAAAGGCUUUUCAAGAAUAAAAGGAACACAAUGUGAAGAUAUCAAUGAAUGUGAGGUGUUCCCAGGAGUCUGCAAAAAUGGCGAAUGUGUGAACACCAGGGGAUCCUUUAAGUGCCAGUGUCCCAGUGGGAUGAGUUUGGAUUCCACCGGGAGGAUCUGCCUGGAUAUCCGCAUGGAAACCUGCUUCCUGAGGUACGAUGACGAGGAGUGCACGCUGCCCAUUGCCGGCCGCCACCGCAUGGACGCCUGCUGCUGCUCUGUGGGGGCGGCCUGGGGUACGGAGGAAUGUGAGGAGUGUCCCAUGAGAAACACGCCUGAGUAUGAGGAGCUCUGCCCCAGAGGACCCGGAUUUGCCACAAAAGAUAUUACAAACGGAAAACCUUUCUUCAAAGAUAUCAAUGAAUGCAAGAUGAUUCCCAGCCUCUGCACCCACGGCAAGUGCAGAAACACCAUUGGCAGUUUUAAGUGCAGGUGCGACAGUGGCUUUGCUCUUGACUCUGAAGAACGGAACUGCACAGACAUUGAUGAGUGCCGCAUAUCUCCUGACCUCUGUGGCCGUGGCCAGUGUGUGAACACCCCAGGGGACUUUGAAUGCAAGUGCGACGAAGGCUAUGAAAGUGGAUUCAUGAUGAUGAAGAACUGCAUGGAUAUUGACGAGUGUCUGCGAAAUCCCCUCCUGUGCCGAGGAGGCGCUUGCCUGAACACCGAGGGAAGUUACCGCUGUGAAUGUCCUCCUGGUCAUCAGCUGUCCCCCAACAUCUCAGCAUGUAUUGACAUCAACGAGUGUGAACUGAGUGCGAACCUCUGUCCUAAUGGCCGGUGUGUGAACCUCAUAGGGAAAUAUCAGUGUGCCUGCAACCCUGGGUAUCAUUCAACUCCCGACAGGCUGUUUUGUGUGGACAUUGAUGAAUGCAGCAUAAUGAAUGGUGGUUGUGAGACCUUCUGUACAAACUCUGAAGGUAGCUAUGAAUGUAGCUGUCAGCCGGGAUUUGCACUAAUGCCUGACCAGAGGUCAUGUACUGACAUUGAUGAGUGUGAAGAUAACCCCAAUAUCUGUGAUGGUGGUCAGUGCACCAACAUACCUGGAGAGUACAGGUGCUUGUGUUAUGAUGGAUUCAUGGCAUCUGAAGACAUGAAGACUUGUGUAGAUGUUAAUGAAUGCGACUUGAAUCCAAAUAUCUGCCUAAGUGGAAGCUGCGAAAACACGAAAGGCUCAUUUAUCUGCCACUGUGACAUGGGAUAUUCAGGCAAAAAAGGAAAAACUGGCUGUACAGACAUCAAUGAAUGUGAAAUCGGAGCACACAAUUGCGACAGACACGCCGUAUGUACCAACACAGCAGGAAGCUUCAAAUGCAGCUGCAGCCCCGGAUGGAUCGGAGAUGGCAUUAAGUGCACUGAUCUGGAUGAAUGCUCCAAUGGAACCCACAUGUGCAGCCAGCAUGCAGACUGUAAGAAUACCAUGGGCUCCUACCGCUGCCUCUGUAAGGAAGGGUACACAGGCGAUGGCUUCACUUGCACAGAUCUGGAUGAGUGCUCUGAGAAUCUGAACUUGUGCGGCAAUGGCCAGUGCCUGAACGCCCCGGGAGGAUACCGCUGUGAAUGCGACAUGGGCUUUGUGCCCAGUGCUGACGGGAAAGCCUGCGAAGAUAUUGAUGAGUGCUCCCUUCCAAACAUCUGUGUUUUUGGAACUUGUCACAAUCUUCCUGGCCUGUUCCGUUGUGAGUGUGAGAUUGGCUAUGAACUGGACAGAAGUGGCGGGAACUGCACAGAUGUUAAUGAAUGUCUGGAUCCAACCACGUGUAUCAGUGGGAACUGUAUCAACACUCCAGGCAGCUAUACCUGUGAUUGUCCACCUGAUUUUGAGCUGAAUCCGACUCGAGUUGGCUGUGUCGAUACCCGCUCUGGAAAUUGCUAUUUGGAUGUUCGACCUCGAGGAGACAAUGGAGAUACUGCCUGUAGCAAUGAAAUCGGAGUGGGUGUUUCCAAAGCAUCCUGCUGCUGUUCUCUGGGGAAAGCCUGGGGUACUCCUUGUGAGCUUUGCCCUGCUGUGAACACCUCUGAGUACAAAAUUCUUUGUCCUGGUGGAGAAGGUUUUCGACCCAACCCCAUCACUGUUAUACUGGAAGACAUUGACGAGUGCCAGGAGCUUCCAGGGCUGUGCCAGGGCGGCAAAUGCAUCAACACCUUCGGUAGUUUCCAGUGCCGCUGUCCCACGGGCUACUUCCUGAAUGAAGAUACCCGAGUGUGUGAUGAUGUGAAUGAGUGUGAAACUCCAGGAAUCUGUGGUCCAGGGACAUGUUAUAACACCGUUGGCAACUACACCUGCAUUUGCCCUCCAGACUACAUGCAAGUGAAUGGGGGCAAUAAUUGCAUGGAUAUGAGAAGAAGUUUGUGCUACAGAAACUAUUAUGCUGACAACCAGACCUGUGACGGAGAACUGUUGUUCAAUAUGACCAAGAAGAUGUGCUGCUGUUCCUACAAUAUUGGCCGAGCCUGGAAUAAGCCCUGUGAACAGUGUCCCAUCCCCAGCACAGACGAAUUUGCUACACUCUGUGGAAGUCAAAGGCCAGGCUUCGUCAUUGACAUUUACACCGGCUUACCUGUUGAUAUUGAUGAAUGCCGGGAGAUCCCGGGGGUCUGUGAAAAUGGAGUGUGCAUCAACAUGGUUGGCAGCUUCCGAUGUGAAUGCCCAGUGGGCUUCUUCUAUAAUGACAAGCUGUUGGUUUGUGAAGAUAUCGAUGAGUGUCAGAACGGCCCGGUGUGCCAGCGCAACGCCGAGUGCAUCAACACCGCCGGCAGUUACCGCUGCGAGUGCAAGCCCGGCUACCGCUUCACUUCCACGGGGCAGUGCAAUGAUCGCAAUGAGUGUCAAGAAAUCCCCAACAUAUGCAGCCAUGGACAGUGUAUUGACACAGUCGGAAGCUUUUAUUGCAUUUGUCACACUGGUUUUAAAACAAAUGCUGAUCAAACCAUGUGUUUGGACAUAAAUGAGUGUGAAAGAGAUGCCUGUGGAAACGGAACUUGCAGAAAUACAAUUGGCUCCUUCAACUGCCGCUGCAAUCACGGUUUCAUCCUCUCUCACAACAAUGACUGCAUAGAUGUUGAUGAAUGUGCAACUGGAAACGGGAACCUUUGCAGAAAUGGCCAGUGCAUCAAUACUGUGGGGUCCUUCCAGUGUGAGUGUAACGAAGGCUACGAGGUGGCUCCGGAUGGCAGAACUUGUGUGGAUAUCAAUGAAUGUGUUCUAGAACCCGGAAAAUGUGCACCAGGCACCUGUCAGAACUUAGAUGGGUCCUACAGGUGUAUUUGUCCACCUGGAUACAGUCUACAAAAUGACAAGUGUGAAGAUAUUGAUGAGUGUGUGGAAGAGCCAGAAAUCUGUGCCUUGGGCACAUGCAGUAACACUGAAGGCAGCUUCAAAUGCCUGUGCCCAGACGGGUUCUCUCUGUCCUCUACUGGAAGAAGGUGCCAAGAUUUGCGAAUGAGUUACUGUUAUGCGAAGUUUGAAGGAGGAAAGUGUUCAUCACCCAAAUGCUGGGGAGAUCCCUGUGAGCUGUGUCCCACUGAGCCCGAUGAGGCCUUCCGCCAGAUCUGUCCCUAUGGAAGUGGGAUCAUUGUGGGACCUGAUGAUUCAGCAGUUGAUAUGGAUGAAUGCAAAGAACCUGAUGUCUGUAAACACGGGCAGUGUAUCAACACGGAUGGCUCCUACCGCUGCGAGUGCCCCUUUGGUUACAUUCUGGAGGGGAAUGAAUGUGUAGAUAUUGAUGAAUGUUCUGUGGGCAAUCCUUGUGGAAAUGGAACUUGCAAGAAUGUGAUUGGAGGGUUUGAAUGCACCUGUGAGGAAGGAUUUGAGCCUGGUCCAAUGAUGACUUGUGAAGAUGUAAACGAGUGUGCCCAGAAUCCUCUGCUCUGUGCUUUCCGGUGUGUAAACACUUAUGGGUCGUAUGAAUGCAAAUGUCCUGCUGGCUAUGUCCUGAGAGAAGACAGGAGGAUGUGCAAAGACCUGGAUGAGUGUGAAGAGUUGAAACAUGACUGUGCUGAAAAGCAAAUGGAAUGCAAGAACCUCAUUGGCACGUAUAUCUGCAUCUGCGGACCUGGGUAUCAGCGCACACCUGACGGGGAAGCCUGCGUAGAUGAGAAUGAAUGUCAGACCAAGCCAGGCAUCUGUGAGAAUGGGCGCUGCCUCAACACGCGGGGGAGCUACACCUGCGAGUGCAACGAUGGCUUCACAGCCAGCCCCGCCCAGGAUGAGUGCCUUGACAACCGGGAAGGGUACUGCUUCACGGAGGUGCUCCAGAACAUGUGCCAGAUCGGUUCGAGCAACAGGAACCCCGUCACCAAGUCGGAGUGCUGCUGUGACGGAGGGAGAGGCUGGGGUCCCCAGUGUGAGAUCUGCCCUUUCCAGGGGACUGUGGCUUUCAAAAAACUCUGCCCCCAUGGCCGAGGAUUCAUGACCAAUGGAACAGAUAUUGAUGAGUGCAGAGUUAUCCAUGACGUUUGCAAAAAUGGGGAAUGUGUCAAUGACAGAGGAUCAUAUCACUGCAUUUGUAAAACCGGCUACACUCCCGACAUCACGGGGACUGCCUGCGUAGACCUGAACGAAUGCAACCAGGCUCCCAAACCCUGCAAUUUUAUCUGCAAAAACACAGAAGGGAGUUACCAGUGUUCCUGCCCUAAAGGUUACAUUCUGCAGGAUGAUGGAAGGAGCUGCAAAGAUCUUGAUGAGUGUGCAACUAAGCAGCACAACUGUCAGUUCCUGUGUGUUAACACCAUUGGCAGCUUCGCUUGUAAAUGUCCUCCUGGCUUUACCCAGCACCACACUGCCUGCAUUGAUAACAAUGAGUGCACCUCGGACAUCAACCUGUGUGGGUCCAAGGGCAUUUGCCAGAAUACUCCUGGGAGCUUCACCUGUGAAUGCCAGCGGGGAUUCUCACUGGAUCAGAGUGGCGCCAGCUGUGAAGACGUGGACGAGUGUGAAGGAAACCACCGCUGCCAGCACGGCUGCCAGAACAUCAUCGGGGGCUACCGGUGCAGCUGCCCGCAGGGCUACCUCCAGCACUACCAGUGGAACCAGUGUGUUG
Myotis davidii is the source of this 7765-nucleotide messenger RNA. It is a transcript of the gene FBN1, whose product is annotated as fibrillin 1. The transcript is spliced from 64 exons. The record is from RefSeq and is a predicted model, not a curated record. Gene Ontology annotation, molecular function: calcium ion binding. The annotation marks the transcript as partial. NCBI's taxonomy places the organism in Eukaryota, Metazoa, Chordata, Mammalia, Chiroptera, Vespertilionidae.